Messenger RNA from Rhodotorula graminis WP1, 960 nucleotides. RefSeq lists its product as uncharacterized. Gene Ontology annotation, cellular component: cytosol; proteasome core complex, alpha-subunit complex; nucleus. Lineage: Eukaryota; Fungi; Basidiomycota; Microbotryomycetes; Sporidiobolales; Sporidiobolaceae. Bases 1 to 960 code for a protein of 319 amino acids. Gene Ontology annotation, biological process: ubiquitin-dependent protein catabolic process. The record is from RefSeq and is a predicted model, not a curated record. The transcript is spliced from 7 exons.
AUGGGUUCCCGCCGCUACGAUUCCAGGACCACCAUCUUCUCGCCCGAGGGUCGCCUGUUCCAGGUCGAGUACGCCCUCGAGUCCAUCAGCCAUGCUGGCACCGUCGUCGGCAUUCUCGCACCCGGUCCUUCUGCCAAGCCGUUCGUCGCCUCGGACCAGUCGACCGACGCCAUGGCCGUCGACGACCCGUCGGCCGCGACCGGCAGCACGUCGACCUCGACCGCACCCGCCCAGUCCGAGUCGGCCAAGAAGAAGGAGGAGGAGGCACGGGCCGAGCGCGAGAAGAAGUACCCGCCACCGCACCGCACCGGGCUCGUCCUCGCCGCCGAGAAGAAGGUGACGAGCAAGCUGCUCGAGAAGGAGAAGGGCAGCAGCGAGAAGCUCUUCUUGGUCAACGGCAACGUCAUCACGGGCGUCGCAGGUUACAACGCCGACGCCAACUCGCUCGUGUCGUACGCCCGCAACGCGGCUCAGGGCCACCUCGCGGCGUACGACGAGGACAUGCCGGUCGAGCAGCUCGUCCAGAAGAUGUGCGACCUCAAGCAGGGCUACACCCAGUUCGGCGGCCUGCGCCCGUUCGGCGUCUCGUUCCUGUUUGCCGGCCACGACCCGCACCACCAGUUCCAGCUGUACGCGUCGGACCCGUCGGGCAACUACUCGGGCUGGAAGGCGACGUGCAUCGGCGCCAACAACUCGACGGCGCAGAGCCUGCUCCGGCAGGACUACCGCGACGACAUUGGCCUCGACGAGGCGAUCGGGCUCGCGCUCAAGGUGCUCAGCAAGACGAUGGACUCGACCAGCCUCGACUCGGAGAAGCUCGAGCUCGCCACGCUCACGGUCGACGAGGCGACGGGCUUGCCGUUCGCCAAGAUCUACAAGCCGCACGAGAUUGAUGCCGCACUCGAGAGGGAGGGUCUCGCGAAGAAGCCCGAGACGGAGGCGACGCAGACGAUUCCCUGA